This is a messenger RNA of Telopea speciosissima, 2782 nucleotides long. RefSeq names its product nuclear intron maturase 1, mitochondrial. The transcript has 2 exons. NCBI's taxonomy places the organism in Eukaryota, Viridiplantae, Streptophyta, Magnoliopsida, Proteales, Proteaceae. Bases 57 to 2264 code for a protein of 735 amino acids. Gene Ontology annotation, biological process: mRNA processing. The record is from RefSeq and is a predicted model, not a curated record.
AAAUGACUGGAUGUUUAUGGGGGAUGCGGUCUAUCCUGGCAAAUGGACAAUUUUAGAUGAAACUUUGGAAUAUUGGGUGGAGGAAAAGUAAGCAGUCAGUGAGGUACAAACUUGAAGUGACCUUGAAGGAAAAAAAAAUGUCGUUGAGAACAAUCGUCAAACAUCUUCCGUGCCAACUUCUUCGACGAGCCAUUGCUACUGGUAUCUCCUCUAACCCUUCUCUAUCUCAAUCAGUUCCACUACAAAACCAAACAAGCCAACGACAACCAUCACAAGAGCAACGAGAGCAGGAUCCUUCUGCGCUCCUGAAAGAGGACCCAAUUCAAAUCUGCUCUGAUCUCUGGGUCAAAACCUUCUCUGAUCAAACCCAUAAACCAUUCACCAACCUCACUGGGUUCCUCAAAAAAUUCGACUUAUGGGUAUUAGCCUAUCAACGCUCUUGCGCCCACGAGACAGGUUCUUUCCCCCCUCGAAAUGCAAUCCACUCUAACGUUCUUUACAAUCUUCUAUCACUCCGUAAUGCUGUUUUAAAUGGGCAAUUUGUUUGGGGCAUGAAGACUCACCUCUUCAUUCGCUCCCCCAAUGACAAGCCCCUCACCAAAUUGAUCUCCAAGCGUAAGCUUCAAGCGAUUUUAGACUCUGAUAAGCCCGUGUUUCAGGACCGGAUUGUUCAGGAGGUCUUGUUAUUGAUUUUGGAGCCUGUCUUUGAGCCCCGUUUCUCCACAAGAUCCCAUGCAUUUCGUCCUGGUCGGAAUGCUCAUACAGUUAUUAGGACAAUUCGCAGCAAUUUUGCUGGGUAUUUAUGGUUUUUGAGAGGGGACUUGAGCGGCAUAUUUUUUGACUUCCAUAUGGAUGUGUUGAUGGAAUGCUUGCAGAAGGCCAUCAAGGAUAAAAAGAUUUUGGGUUUAAUAAAAUCAGCGUUCCAGGCACCAGUAAAGGAUAAAUGUCAAGAUGGAAAGAAUGGUUUGAAGAAGAAGAAAAAAAAGGGAAAAGGGACUAAGAAGAAAAUUUUGAAUGAGAAUGAGCCAAAACCAGAUCCAUACUGGUUGCGAACCUUCUUCAACUUUGCUCCUGAGGAAGCUGCAAAGGUCCCUUCCUAUGGUCACUGUGGAAUUCUAAGUCCUCUACUUGUCAACAUAUGCCUGAAUGAACUAGAUCAUUUCAUGGAAGAAAAGAUAGUUGAGUUCUUCCGCCCAUCUAAGCUUGAUUCGAUAUGGAAAGAUGUUGAUAAUGAUGGUUGCCAUAACCCCUCUUGGCCAGAGUUUGUUCCAACAAGUGGAAGGGAGAAAACACGAAAAAUGGAUUACAUUCGAUACGGGGCCCAUUUCUUGAUUGGCAUCCGAGGACCUAGAGAGGAUGCUGUGGAAAUCAGGAAGAAUUUGAUUGGAUUUUGUGAGUGCAAAUAUGGGCUAAGGUUGGAUAAUUCAAAGGUGGAGAUAGAGCACAUUUCCAGGGGAAUUCAGUUCUUGGACCACAUAAUUUGUCGUCGAAUGAUACACCCAACAUUGCGUUACACAGCAACUGGAGGGAAUAUUGUGAGUGAGAAGGGUAUUGGGACAUUGCUUUCUGUUACUGCUAGCUUACAAAAUUGUAUUCGCCAAUUCAGGAAGCUCGAUUUUGUCAAGGGUGAUAGAGAUCCUGAACCACUGCCAUGCACUCCGAUGCUCUAUGCAAGCCAAGCUCAUAGCAAUUCCCAGAUGAAUAAGUUUCUUGAGACCAUGGCUGAUUGGUACAGAUAUGCAGACAACCGCAAGAAAGUGGUUGGGUUUUGUGCUUAUGUUAUACGGAGCUCUUUGGCUAAACUCUAUGCUGCUAGGUAUAGGUUAAAGUCACGUGCCAAAGUAUACAAGAUUGCCUCACGUGAUCUUAGCCGCCCUCUGAGAGAGAGUACUAACAAUUCAGCACCAGAGUAUUCAGAUCUUUUGAGGAUGGGACUUGUUGAUGCCAUAGAUGCUGUUCAGUUCUCUCACAUGUCCUUGAUUCCUUCAUGCGAUUACACACCAUUUCCCAGGAAUUGGGUCCCAGAUCAUGAGCGGCUGUUGCAUGAGUAUAUCAGAUUACAGGAUCCUAGAUUCUUCUGCAAAUUGCAUAGAUCAGUGAAACAUGAAGGUUUGAGUUUGCCUCAAGAUAAGAUAUCCGAUAUAGUCUGGGACUACAAGACUCGUGGAGUACGGGGCUGCCAACUCCAUAAUGAUGAAACCAUUAAUCAAAAUGAAAUCUGUAGUGUGAGUGGAGGUGAUAGUAGAAUUUCAGUGCUUGGUUGAGAUGGUUCUUAUCAGAUUUGAUUCCUCUUUAUUGCUACCCUCUGGGAGUUAAAUUCAGAAAGAAAACUAUACAGGCGUGUACUUGUUUGUGGACAAUUGACUUUAUGGAGGAGGAGGAGGUGGUGCCCUGCUCAAAAUGAUACUGAUAUUGUUUGCACACACAGAUCACAUACAUGAAACAUGCUCUAUCAGAAUUGCUAAGAUAAAGCUGCUUUUGGAUGUAUGUCAUACAUUGUUUUCUCCUUCUCGGUGAAUGAUCUUUACUUAUUCUUCUUGAAUGGUUUCACUUUUUUUUAUCACUUGGAGAAUAAAUUGCUCUAACUUUGGGUUGUUUUUCAUUCUGUUUUUUCAUGUAUUAUUUGCUCCCAUGUAUUUAUUAGUUAUAGCCAAUUAUCAGGGUAAACAUAUCAUGGUCAAUCUCAUGUGCAUAUCUGUAAUUAUUCUCUUAAUCUUCCUGUCCUUUCAACUAUUCAGUUUAUACAGUUGAAUGUUUUUGGCAAUGAACAGCAUCCAUUAUG